AGAACGCGUUCGAUGAGUGCGCUCACUCGAACACACUGUUUGUGCACAUCGUCUCUCUCUCUCUCUCGCGAGAUCCACGAAAAUGGCUUCGAGAUUGAUGUGGGCUUCUAGGGUUGCUUCUCACCUCAGGAUCUCCGUCUUCCAACGAGGCUUUUCUUCCGUGAUUCUGAAGGAUCUGAAAUACGCUGAUUCACACGAGUGGGUGAAGGUUGAUGGGAAGAAAGCCGUUGUAGGGAUAACGGAUCACGCGCAAGACCAUUUGGGUGAUGUCGUCUAUGUGGAAUUGCCCGAGGUGGGUCGUUCGGUGUCGAAAGGUGAGAGCUUUGGGGCGGUGGAAAGCGUCAAAGCUACCAGUGAUAUCAAUUCUCCGGUCUCUGGUAAGGUGUUGGAAAUCAACGAGAAGCUGAAUGAUUCCCCGGCCCUGGUGAACUCAAGCCCUUAUGAGGAGGGAUGGAUCAUCAAGGUGGAGCUGAGUGACUCAGGCGAGUUGAACAAUCUGAUGGACUCGGAGAAGUACACCAAGUUCUGUGAAGAAGAAGAUGCCAAGCACUGAAACUUUCCGAAAUCACUAAGGAACGAAAUCUUUCGAAAUCGUUUCCCGGGCAAACCAAGACUCGGAUCAAGACAAGAGCAAACGCGAAAGUUCAGAUCGUCGAUGUUUCUGUCUGAAAUGAUUCAGUAUUUUUUUUUAAAAGCCAUGUUUAUUGAUUGAUGGAGAGAAUAAAAGCUUUGGCCUUUCAUGGUUCAAUGCAUUGGAUAUGUUUUGGGUUUUUCA
This is a messenger RNA of Tarenaya hassleriana, 775 nucleotides long. Its product is annotated as glycine cleavage system H protein 2, mitochondrial. The record is from RefSeq and is a predicted model, not a curated record. The transcript is spliced from 3 exons. The coding region runs from base 83 to 553 and encodes 156 amino acids. Gene Ontology annotation, cellular component: mitochondrion; glycine cleavage complex; cytoplasm. Gene Ontology annotation, biological process: protein lipoylation; glycine decarboxylation via glycine cleavage system. Lineage: Eukaryota; Viridiplantae; Streptophyta; Magnoliopsida; Brassicales; Cleomaceae.